UUCUCUAAAAUUUUCUCCUCUUCAUAUCAGUCUUUCUUUAUUCAUAAUUAGCUGCAAAUAAAAGCUAACUAACAAGAUUAUCUCACUGCUUCUUCUCCUUCUCCUUCACUUCAAACCAGCCCUUAUAAUUGUACCCGCCAUAACCAACAAAUUAGGGUUUCAAAUUUUCAAGAACAACAAGAACAAGUUGGUUAUGGCUUCUUGUAUUUUUUAGGGUUUCACAAUUUAGUCUCAGUCAAACAAGAAGGCACCGACCUUUUUUUCUUGGCCUCACAGAUCUUGAACCCGCAAUCUUCUUACCAAGAAACCAAAUCUUUUACUUCUUUGUGUUUUUAGUGUUCAAGAUCCAUUGUGAAGUGAGAAAAUAUGAACUUUGCUGAACAAGAAUCGGAGUUUUCUGAUAAACAAGAACCAGAAGAGGAGGAGGAGGAAGAAGAUGAAGAAUUAAUGACGAUGAACCAAACAACAAGUAAGCUUCCUUUUUCUUCUCCUAAUUCUUCUUCAUCUUCUUCUUCUACUCAAUUCAGAAACUUUCUUCCUCAACUUCAUCACUUAAACAACAACAACAAUCUAUGGCUUCCUUCGUCUGAUCAUCAACGCGACUCGUCUCCGAAUUUCGACAAGAAACUUGACUUGAUGGACUUAUCACUAGGAAAUGAUCAUCACAGUAUCAUUAAUGGCGGGGCUGUUACUAAUACAAGUGCUGCUGCGAGCAGUGCGUCUGAAAGAGAGCAUAUGUUUGAUAAAGUAGUGACUCCGAGUGAUGUAGGUAAGCUUAACCGGCUCGUGAUUCCGAAACAACAUGCUGAGAAGUAUUUUCCGCUUGAUUCGUCGUCGAACGAGAAGGGUCUUCUGCUGAAUUUCGAGGACCGGAACGGGAAGCCGUGGAGGUUCCGGUACUCGUAUUGGAACAGCAGUCAGAGCUACGUUAUGACGAAAGGGUGGAGUCGUUUUGUGAAGGAAAAGAAGCUGGAUGCGGGUGAUAUAGUGUCGUUUCAACGAGGAGUAGGCGAGUCAGGGAAGCAUCGUCUGUAUAUAGACUGGAGACGCAGGCCUAAUGCACCAGAUCCAACACAUUUUGAGCUACAAAAUCAGCUACACUUCCCACAGUCGGUGCGGUGGGGUAGACUCUAUUCAUUGCCUCAGCCUUUGUCGCCUCUGCCGAGAGUACCCUAUGACCAAUCUCAGUUCCACCAUUUGAAUUACAGUAUUCAACCUUACAAUAAUAGCAACAACAAUCAUCAUCAUCACUACCAAUAUCAACACCAGCAAUACGGCAACCCCCAGUAUUACUUACGGCCGCCACAGCCGCCCCCACCCGGAGUCAUACAAUUCGGGACAGUGCAUCAUCAGCAACAACAAGCUGAUCAUCAUCAAGCUGGAUCAACAAUGGUGAUUGAUUCAAUUCCGGUUGCUCACGGAAGAAGCGUAGGAAAAAGACUGAGGCUGUUCGGUGUGAACAUGGAAUGCCUAUCACAAGAUGAUCAAUCUUCUUCUUCAUCUGACAACAUGGUUCCAUUUUCUCCUCAUUUAGCUCCACAGUCAAGAUUAUCAAGCAGCAGCAGCGGCGGCGGCGGCUCGAUGUCAACAAGCAGACAGCAACCACCUGAUCAUCAUCAUCAUCCUCAACAACAUCAUCAUGAAUUUUCAAAGAAAGGAAAGACUUCUUUGUCUUUUGAUUUAGAUCUUUGAUCACAUUUUCAUUAAAACAAUCAAGAAUCAUAUAUUUUAGUUACUACAAUAUUUCUCUCUAAUUUUGCCAAUGGGUAAUUCAAGAAAAUAUAUUGAAUUUUUUUGUCUUUAUCUUUGUUUGUAUGUUCUUUUUUUAUCAUCGGAAAAGAAAAACGCUUGUAGGAGAAAUUAAAACCACGACUUUAACAGAAUGCUAGCUAGCAUUUUUUCCCUGCAAUUCUAACAAAAUUCUAACAUGUAUAUAACUGUUUUAUUACAAAAUUAUUGAGUGAUUGAUUUGAUUGAUAGAUAUUAUUUCCUUAUCCUUAACAAGAGCCUGGAGUUGCCAAUAAACUGUACUUUGAUUUCAAUUCUUGAUCAGUUAAUCUCUCAAAUGGACAGAUGGGUACAUUGUUAAUUGGUUGGAAUAGUAAAAAAGUUUUAGUCUUUUUAAUUUUAUUUGUAUUACCUUAUUAAGAUAAUUCUGUAGCUAUUGCUUAGUUUAUAGAGGUUUGCAGGUUUUUGUUGCAGAAAAGUUGCAGCGCUGUAAAAGCCACUUUUUUGUCUGGAUUAGUAGCAGCACAAAAAAAUGUUGAAAGAGAUUUAUCAUCAAAUGAGGCUAAUGGCACUAUCUCUAAAUUAAAUCUUUUCAGCUUUAUAUAAAAUUAUUGGAUUAUCAUAAUUACCACAAGUACUUUGAAGGACGACGCUUGCUUUCAGUAUGAUCAACACCUCUGAUGCUGGAAUUUGCCUUCAUGCCUAGUUCUUGAAAGUCUUUCUAUUUUUGGUAUGUGUAUAUUUUUACAUACCUCAUGAUUUAAAGUUAAAAAGAUUUCAAAAUAUUUUUGCGGUUAUCCAACUAUACUAGUUUUACAUAACGGUACCGACAUUCAAUUUAUUACUACAUACAAUAAUAAAACAUUAGUUUUUCAAACAACGAGAGGUUAUUUGAUCAAUUCAGGUCAAUUUUGUCUACGGGGCUAAAUGGUACAACGGCAAUCCGUCGGCCAUAUAGACAAAAUUUAGAUUGAAUUGAUGAGAUAACUCCCCAUUUUGAAAAAAAGAAUGUGAAGUUAUUAAAAUAUAAUAAAUUUGCGGCUAAAUUCAUCAUAUGGUUUUUAAACUAUUAGCUUUUGUUUCACUUUAUCCUUAAUAAAUAUUUUUCGCUUAAUUAGUCCUUAAACUAUUUAUUUUGUACAUUCAUGGUAUUGGUCCUUUAAUGGUUGGAAUUAUAAAAAAACGAUGUCGUUUGAAUUGACAUGAAACAACAUCGCUUCAUAUCUAAAAGAGUCAUAUGUCUAUAAAAUAAAUAGUUAAUGGACUAUUUAAAUGCAAAAUAUAUGUUAAGUCUCAAGUGAAAUAACAUCUAAUAGUACAACGGCUCAAUGAUGGGUUUGGUCUAAGUUUAAAUGUCGGUAAGCUUUUGUAAUAAUAAUAUAAUUGAGUAACCGCAUAAAUGUUUAACCCAACAAACUUGAGAUUACUUAAUAUAGAAAUGAAUAAUAUAGAAUUUCAUGGGUAAGAGCUUAUGCAAUAAAAAUAUAUGAAUUACAUACUAAAAGUCCAAAAUCUUGUAAGAAUUGAUCAUCUACUUUGGAGUGCUAAUGGUCUUUGAGUUGCAGUUGCAGAUGUAAGAAAAUCAGUUGAUCCAAACUAUGAAGGAAUUAUAGUAUAGAUAACAAUGCAAUUAUAAUCUUUGAUUCCUAAAAUCGGAUUCUCCUAGUCUAUGUUCUACUGAAACUUAAUAUUACUAUUUGCAGCAAAUUUAGUUUUUAGGGCAACUAGCUUACUUAAAAGAGCUUCCCAUUUGAUACAGUUACGUUUACAAUGAUCAUACUCAUUAUAAGAAAGGAUGCUUUUUAGCUCAUUUGAAAUCGAUGACUAAUCUUUUGAAUGA
Mercurialis annua (annual mercury) is the source of this 3568-nucleotide messenger RNA. RefSeq names its product B3 domain-containing transcription factor NGA1-like. The transcript is spliced from 3 exons. Gene Ontology annotation, molecular function: DNA-binding transcription factor activity; DNA binding. Bases 367 to 1692 code for a protein of 441 amino acids. The record is from RefSeq and is a predicted model, not a curated record. Lineage: Eukaryota; Viridiplantae; Streptophyta; Magnoliopsida; Malpighiales; Euphorbiaceae.